AUGCGGGGCAAGGACGAUGAGUACGACUACCUCUUCAAAGUUGUGCUCAUCGGGGACUCUGGGGUGGGGAAGAGCAACCUGCUCUCACGCUUCACCCGCAAUGAGUUCAACCUGGAGAGCAAGAGCACCAUCGGCGUGGAGUUUGCCACGAGGAGCAUCCAGGUGGACAACAAGACGGUGAAGGCUCAGAUCUGGGACACGGCGGGGCAGGAGCGGUACCGGGCCAUCACCUCGGCGUACUACCGGGGGGCGGUGGGUGCUCUGCUCGUCUACGACAUCGCCAAGUACCUGACGUACGAGAACGCCGAGCGCUGGCUGAAGGAGCUGCAGGACCACGCCGAUGCCAACAUCGUCAUCAUGCUGGUGGAGAAGAACGGGCUGUCCUUCCUCGAGACGUCUGCUCUGGACUCCACCAAUGUGGAGACGGCUUUCCACAACAUCCUCUCGG
This is a messenger RNA of Eurypyga helias (sunbittern), 448 nucleotides long. RefSeq names its product ras-related protein Rab-11A-like. The transcript is spliced from 4 exons. Lineage: Eukaryota; Metazoa; Chordata; Aves; Eurypygiformes; Eurypygidae. Gene Ontology annotation, cellular component: recycling endosome. Gene Ontology annotation, molecular function: GTPase activity; GTP binding. Gene Ontology annotation, biological process: regulated exocytosis; constitutive secretory pathway. The record is from RefSeq and is a predicted model, not a curated record. The annotation marks the transcript as partial.